AGGAACGCCUGGCUGUUAUCUCACAAAUAUCAGAUCAUCAUUUUUCGGGUGGGUAUACUGUCUUUCACGUUUGAUCGCCUCCCGUUUGGAACCACGAGCUUCUUUCCUCCGUUUCGUUAAUUCUCUGUUCUUGCUUUGCUAUGUCUCACGUACCUUUUUUUCGACUGUGUCGUGGUUCUGUUGGCAGACAACUUGUAAAACCUAUUGUUACGCGCAAUAUGGCAAGCGCACGGAUAAACAAAGUACUGGUCACUCGUUCAGUUCCACAAGCUGCUAUUGAAAUUAUAAAGUCCUCUCAGAGCUGUGAUUUGGAUCAUUGGGACUCAGAGGAUCCAAUUCCAAGAGACGAACUUCUAAAGCGAGUUGCUGGUCUUGAUGGUCUUUAUUGCCUCCUCACAGAGAAAAUAGAUUCUGAGUUACUGGAUGCUGCUGGUCCUCAGCUUAAAGUUGUCAGCACAAUGUCAGUUGGUUAUGACCACAUCAGUUUACCAGAAACCUCAAAAAGGGGCAUUGCUGUUGGCCACACUCCAGGGGUGCUGACAGAUGCCACAGCCACCUUGACAGUAGCACUUCUUCUGGCAACUCAGAGACGAUUGAUUGAAGCUGCUGGGGAAGUGAAAAAUGGUGGGUGGGGCACAUGGAAGCCACUGUGGAUGUGUGGACCAACACUGACUGGCAGCACUGUAGGAAUCGUUGGAUUUGGAAGAAUAGGCAUAGCUGUUGCACAAAGACUAGCUCCAUUUGGUGUUGCGAGGUUUCUUUAUUGUGAUGUCCACAAGAAAUCAGAGAGCGAGGAAAAGUUGGUAUCACCAAGGGCGGAGCAUGUUGAUAAGGAUACGUUGUUCAAGGAGUCUGACUUUGUGAGUGCUCACACUGCUCUAACACCAGAAACAGCAGGAAUGUUCAACAAGGAUGCUUUCUCCAAGAUGAAGAGUAAUGCAGUAUUUGUUAAUACCAGCAGGGGUGGAGUUGUAAAUCAAGAUGACUUGUACGAAGCUCUCAAGACUGGCCAGAUAUGGGGGGCUGGUCUGGACGUGACAGUACCAGAGCCUCUUCCAACCGAUCACCCGCUUUUAUCUUUGAAGAACUGCGUCGUUCUUCCUCACAUUGGCAGUGCAGAGGAUUCUACCAGGGAAGCUAUGGCUACUUUAGCUGCAAGAAAUCUCCUGGCAGGAUUGGCGGGUGAAAGCUUACCAGCUCAAGCUAAGCUGUAAAACUUUAUUUCCUGACCAACCUAAUUCUAAAGAGAACGCGAAAUUCAAUUGUAACGGGAAUCAAUUUGAAGAAGUUUUUGGAAGUGUUAGGCAAUCAAACUGGAGUCAUAAUAUUUUUGUAUCUUAUAUUCUAAGAAAACAAUCAAUCUAUUUAGUUUAGGAAACGGCCGCAAAGCGUGCAUGAUGCCGUGGGCUUUUGAGUCAUAGAGCACGAGGGUGUUGUCAGAGUGAUGUGUAUUUAAAUAGAAUAGAUAAAGAUAAGUUAAGGGUAGUGUGGUUUAUAUGAGCAGCUAUUAUUUGAUUGGUUUACGCGAUGGGAGAUAUAUAACAGGUAGGUAAUAACUACAGUUAACUGACUUGCAAGAUAUGAAGGUUGCACGUUAUUUACGUACUUCCUUGCAUUUUUGUAUUGAAUUGUCCAGUGACAUGAAAUAUAAACGAUAUGUCAACCUUCUCAACCUUUAUUAUAUGGCUGUGUAUCACAAGGACUGGGAACUACCGAAUUCACGAAUUUGAUUGGCUGAAAUCGAUAU
This is a messenger RNA of Orbicella faveolata, 1747 nucleotides long. RefSeq names its product glyoxylate reductase/hydroxypyruvate reductase-like. NCBI's taxonomy places the organism in Eukaryota, Metazoa, Cnidaria, Anthozoa, Scleractinia, Merulinidae. Gene Ontology annotation, molecular function: hydroxypyruvate reductase (NADH) activity; NAD binding; glyoxylate reductase (NADPH) activity. The record is from RefSeq and is a predicted model, not a curated record. Gene Ontology annotation, cellular component: cytosol.